AGCUGCAGACCUCGACGAGUGCGGACACACUCACUGUCGUCACACAGAAGAUGGCCAACAAGCUGAUGCUCCUGCUCGUCGCCGUGUCGGCGCUCGCCGCCGUCCACGCGCAGAUCCCCAACGUCGGAUGGUGCCCAGAGUACCUGCCGAUGACCGAUUUCGACAUGAAUCGCUUCCUCGGCAAGUGGUACGAAGCGGAGCGGUAUUUCACCUUCACCGAGGUGGUUUCCCGUUGUGUUGUUACCGACUACGCCAAGGCCCCCAGCGGAAGGAUUUUCGUUAGUAACGAAGUCACCAACAGAUUAACUGGAGUCACCAGAAUCAUCAAUGGUAACAUGGAGUUGUUGGGCAAGGGUGACGAAGGUCGUAUCCAUGUCAAAUACGCUACAACCCCAAUUCCCACUGAGACCACCCUCACUGUUCUGGAGACUGAUUAUGAUAACUUUGCUAUUGUAUGGUCCUGCAAUGGUUUUGGACCAAUUCAUACCCAAAACGCUUGGUUGAUGACCCGUGAACGUCUCCCAAGUGGUAACAUCCUCCAAAAGGGUUACGUCGCCCUUGAGAAGUUUAAGAUCAACCGCACCUUCUGUAAAACCGACCAGGAAGGAUGUUUCCUUGCUGCAUCCGAUAUUAAUGCCUCUAAUGGUAUCACUUCCCAAUCCACCGUCCCAGAGUUCUCUGGUAGUGACCAACGUGAUGAAGCAGCUGAAGGUCUCCGCACCGCUGGUGUCCUCGAAGGUGACAAACCAGUAGCCGUCAAGGAGAAUGAAAUUAAACCUCAGACUACUGAGAUCAAACCAGAAACCCUUGAGAUCAAACCUUCUGAACACACCAGACCAGUUAAACCCGUGGAGAUCAAAGAAGAACCCAAACCAGAAGCAGCUACUUUGAAAGUAGAAAAGGUUGAGAAGGUUGAACCAGAAACUCCAAAGGUUGAAGAGGUAAAACCCAUUGUAGAAGAGAAGAAAGAAGAAAAAGUGCCGGUCGUGAGCGUCCCGGACCAUAUCCUGAGCGCUACCGCUACCAAAGCUUAAAAAGCUUGCAAGCCAUCCUAUGUUCGACAUAAUUUAACAAACUAUUUAUUUUAUUUAUUUAUAUUUUACCGAUAUGUGUAAAUAAAUUUAUAUUGUGUUUUUUUACACAAAAA
Molecule: messenger RNA, 1147 nt
Organism: Dalotia coriaria
Lineage: Eukaryota; Metazoa; Arthropoda; Insecta; Coleoptera; Staphylinidae
Product: apolipoprotein D-like
Biological process (GO): lipid metabolic process; response to reactive oxygen species
Cellular component (GO): cytoplasm
Molecular function (GO): pigment binding
Source: RefSeq, a predicted model, not a curated record